Messenger RNA from Camelina sativa (false flax), 384 nucleotides. RefSeq lists its product as uncharacterized. Lineage: Eukaryota; Viridiplantae; Streptophyta; Magnoliopsida; Brassicales; Brassicaceae. The record is from RefSeq and is a predicted model, not a curated record.
AUGAAGAAGAAAUACCAAGGGAAUGAUAUGGUACAAAGUGCACAACUACAGAGGCUGAGAAGAAGCUUUGAAGUCCUUGAGAUGAGGUAUGGCGAGACAAUAGAAGAAUACUUCGCACGAGUGAUGGAGAUUGCAAAUGAUAUGCGCAACCUUGGAGAGGACAUGCCUGAUGAAAAGAUUGUUGAGAAGAUUCUCAGAACUCUUGCUGAAAAAUUCACAUACAUAGUAUGUGCAAUUGAAGAAUCAAAGGAUAUCAAAGGCAUGACUGUAGAUGGUUUGCAAAGUUCCUUAAGGGUCCAUGAGCAAAACAUGAUCAGACAUGAUGGAGAGGAGAAAGUUCUGAAGAUUGAAGAGCAAUGGAAACCGAUUAAAGGUAGAGGCUGA